Stylophora pistillata is the source of this 2697-nucleotide messenger RNA. RefSeq names its product 5-hydroxytryptamine receptor 6. Lineage: Eukaryota; Metazoa; Cnidaria; Anthozoa; Scleractinia; Pocilloporidae. Gene Ontology annotation, molecular function: G protein-coupled receptor activity. The record is from RefSeq and is a predicted model, not a curated record. Gene Ontology annotation, cellular component: plasma membrane. Gene Ontology annotation, biological process: G protein-coupled receptor signaling pathway.
UAUCGACUAUGGAAUACUCUUUUUUUAUUUAGAGAAGGUUUUCUUGACUCGAUAUUGAUUAUCUUAAACUUUCAAGAUUACUAAGAUUGUCACUUCUCCUUCCAUCGUCAAAUUACUAGUCCUAGUUUGUACGAUGGUCCCUGACAAUUUAUUUCUGAUUUAUAUAUUGACUAAAUGAAUAUAUCAAAUACUUUCGCUCGUCAACUAAGUAGAACAGGCAACACUGACAUGUUAUGCUGGUAGCCUGUAUCUCAAGCCUAUCUUCAGAAAAUUUUGAUUACGCGUAGGAACAAAAUUUUCCCAAUUUAGAAAAUCCUCACAAUGUGCAUCAAAAUAAGGGGAUCACAAGUAAAAGAGAAAAUCAGCAGCAGCUGUGGAAUUUGAGAGGCUUGGAUGGCUGAAACACGAGGGAACGAUGCCAGACAAGUGUUGAACCAAGGAAUUAUCCUAGUGUUGAGCUAUCUGAAAGAAACACCCGAUGUAACUCUCAAAAUAAUGUUUAGUAUUAAUUACUGAUCCUUCUAAUAUGAAAGCAAAUAUGAAAGCUAUCUAAUAUCUAAUAAAAAAUCUAUCUACUCUUGGAUAUUGUUUCAUCACAACAUAAAUUGGAAGGUUGCGUCGUCACAAAGGCCUACACUUUAUGGCUGACUGGAGUUAAUCGCGGUCAUUUGGUGUUAUGUCUGUAACCGCCAACUCUCUACUGCAUCAGUAGAUUGCUGAAAAACAUUGGAAGAUGUUUCCGUGAGGAACUUGGAAGAUUGUGAUCAGUGGCAUUCGGUUUUGUGACAGCUAAAAAACCCUCUAUACGUAAAAAGGCAAAUUUUAAACAUCGAAAAAAGUGGAAGUAAAAGGGAAAUCGAACAGCUGUUACCAGUUUACUCAAGAUUCAAAAUCUCACCCAGAUCGUCUUGGUAAUACCCUAAGGAAAGUUAUAAAUAACGUUAUCGUCGGACAGAUUUGAUCUGGAUAUAGUGACUCCGCAGUUUUUCAACCGACUGUCUGUGUAGAGUUAUUUGAAGACAGAAACAGUUCUGAGAGAAGAUGUAUCCUCCUCUACCCCUGGCCAUUAAAUCAGUGCUUAUUGUGGAGGCUUCUCUGAUCGUCGCAUUCAACAGUAUAAUAUGGUUCCUUUUUUUAAAGCGUCGUCAUUUGCGAAACAAGUCUAAUUUUUUUAUUGCUUCAUUAUCAGCUUCGCACCUUCUCAUUGGGCUGUUUGCUGUGCCGUGCUAUGUAUCAUCCAGGAGAAGAACUAGAUCUUCAUUAACUUUGUGCACAGAAGUUUUCUAUUAUUUCCUUUGUUCUUCGAUUCUAAAUUUGUACUUGGUAACUUAUGAACGUUAUUUAUCGAUAAUGAAACCACUCUUCUACCAUCGGCGCAUGCGAACUACUUUUGUGGUAGGAGUAAUUAUUACUGCCUGGAUUUUUCCAAUUAUUCCUAUUACAAUUGACACAUUAUUCAGAACAAGAAUGAAAAUACAUCGUUUCUCCGUUGGAUACCUUAUCUAUCACUGGACACAAACACUUUUAUUCCUAACCAUCUUCAUUGUUCUCGCGGCGGUGAAUAUAGCCAUGUUUCGGGUCGCCAAAAGACAACUGCAGGCAAUACAGGCUGUGCAGUCCAUGAACUCCACAAUAGUUCGGCGACCAAGCGUUCAGUCUAGCAGACAGGAGAAAAGAACAACCUUUUUCUUUGUUUACAUUGUUACAAUAUUUCUGUUGUUCUGGCUUCCCAGGAUUGGAGGUGAAGUAUAUGAACUCGUCCAUCACAAAGUUUUGGAUCAUACUAAUCCUGACGUUAUAACUUUAUGUAUUGCUCUUCUUACUCCGAUAUUUGACCCACUCAUCUAUCUGUUUUUUAAAGCUGACUUUAAGAAGGCCAUGCGAAAAAUGCUUCGAGGGAGAAAUCAGCUUCAAGCUCGUGUUCAUCCAAAGAGGAAUACGUCAGGAACAAAAUGAUUUAAGAGUACUGGAGACAAAUGCAUUGUGGUCAGCUUGGGAACUUGACACUCCUUAAAAUUCCAAUAACAAAAUUAUAUAUUUUUUUUAUUGAUGUAUGAAGGAAAACAUUUCUACUACAUAUCUUUACAAUGCAGAGCUCCUUAAUUUUUAGCUCCCAAACGGGCAGAUCUGGACAGUGAAGAGUUUCGUGACAGGAAAUGGACCUUAUCAGUGUUGGGCGAAGUAAGCGUUUGGACCCAACUUAGGCCCAAAAUGAAAUGAACUGAGAAUUUAUCAGAAGAGCAAGUGUCAAGUGUUCAAUCCUUGUGAAGCAAAUGAACUGUGUCCUGUAAAGUCCACAAGACUUGAGGCACACUGAAUAGAGAGCUAUUGGCUUAAAUUAUUACUGUUUUAUCUGAGAAUAAUUUGGAAUUACAUGGGUGAAGUUAUCAGUAGUUGGAUGUAUGGCAGCCAAAUGUCGUUUAGAAACAUUUGACUAGUCAGAGGACUAAUUUUAUAGUGAUGCUAUUUCCACAAACCAAUAUCUGGUUAUGCAAAUAAAUGUCCUGAUCAAUCUUCGUGUCGGACAUCUUUAUAAAGCACGAAAGUUCUCAGGAUCUGGCUACAACCAAUGAUGUACUUCUUCAGUUGUGUUGAACGAUCUAAAAUGCCGACAGGCAAAGAAUAUUCUUGUUCAAUUAAUAUCUGCUAUCAAGAAAUGAGAUUUGCCUGAUUUUAAAUGGAUCAACCAUCAUUUUA